UUUACACUCCUUGCCUGUACUGUAGAAGCUCUUAUUUCUUCAUGCAAAUUAUAGCUAGUGAAUUAAAUAAAAAAUAUUUUAGUAUCUUGAAUCUUUGUGUAAACCACUACGUAUUUUUACUUGUCAGUGAUUUCAUUAGUUACUCUCGUCAAUAAAUUCUGUCGCUAUGUUUUAAUUCAAAAUGGCUUGUAUUAAUAGUAUGAUGUAUAUGAUAGAUAUGAGUUCUUUCUGAAUUUAGCCACUCAUGACAAUUUAAUUCAUUAUAUGUUAUGUUAUCGACAAUUUAAAUCUCAAAAAUGAUGAUGCCUAAUACCUCUGAUAAUAAUUGGGACCCUUCCUUGAGUAGACUGUUGACAUCAUUAAAGGAAGUACAAUCAGAUGGUGAAGAUGUAGCAUUCCUUAGUGAAUUGUUGCAAUCAAAACAACUGCACGCUCUUGUCCAAGUCCAUAACAAAAUAGUAGCCAAAGGAAAGGAUGACAAAUUUUAUCCAUUGUUAUCAAAUGCAAUGCAAGUUACGUUAGAAGUUUUAGAAAUGUUUGGUGAAUUGAAAACUGUCUCUAAAGAAUUUCAAGAGCUCCUGAGUUUACUUCAAAAACCACAUUUUCAGGCCAUUUUAUGCACACAUGAUGCAGUAGCUCAAAAGGAUUAUUACCCACAUUUACCAGACAUUCCUCCAGAUGGUGAUGAGGAUGAAGAAACUGUCAAAAUUGUACAAUUAGUUAAAAGUGAUGAACCCUUGGGUGGAGCACUGAGUGCAGAACCAAUUGUGGGUGCUACUAUUAAAACGGACGAGGAGACUGGUAAAAUAGUAAUUGCUCGCGUCAUGCACGGCGGGGCGGCUGAUCGAUCCGGCCUCAUUCAUGCUGGCGAUGAGGUCAUUGAAGUGAACGGUAUAAGUGUCGAAAAUAAAACGCCCGCUGAUGUACUCGAUAUUUUACAAAAUUCUGAGGGAACAAUAACAUUCAAACUAGUGCCUUCUUUUGGCAAAGGUGGGUCCCGAGAGUCUAAAGUGAGAGUGCGAGCUCUUUUUAAUUAUAACUCGGAUGAAGAUCCAUACAUUCCUUGUAAGGAGGCGGGUCUUAAUUUCAAAAAAGGCGAUAUCUUGCAUAUUGUGUCUCAAGAUGAUGCAUACUGGUGGCAGGCUCGGCGAGAAGGCGAUAAAGUUAUGAGAGCCGGUUUGAUACCGUCUCGGGCCUUGCAGGAAGGUCGGAUUAUACAUGAGCGGCAGAGUGAUCCUCAAACUAUUGACGGCAAACCAGCUCUAUGUUCACCGACAAAUGGCAACACUGACUGUAGCCCAAAAACACCGUGUUCGCCGACUCCAAACGCGACUGCGCUUCUUCCUUGCAAAUCUACGCCUAAAGUGAAGAAAAUCAUCUACGAUAUAAAGGAGAAUGAUGAUUUUGACCGGGAGAUGAUACCAACAUAUGAAGAAGUGGCAAGAUUGUAUCCAAGGCCGGGUUUUGUUCGACCAAUAGUGUUGGUUGGAGCACCGGGUGUUGGUAGAAAUGAAAUGAGGCGACGACUCAUCGCUACCGAUCCGGAAAAAUAUGUCACGCCGAUUCCAUAUACAUCGAGACCAUUGAAGCCCAGCGAGCAAAAUGGGAAGGAAUACGUUUUCGUUACCCGCGAGAAGAUGGAACAAGAUAUUACCGAUGGAAAGUUUAUCGAACACGGCGAGUACAAAGGGAAUUUGUAUGGGACGUCGGCGGAGAGCGUUGAGACAAUAGUUAAUUCUGGUCGUGUAUGCGUCUUAAGUCCGCAUUGGCAAGCGUUGAAGAUGCUUCGCACGACCCGCUUGCGUCCCUACAUUGUGUUCGUAAAGCCGCCGUCAUUUGAACGCCUGGUUGAAACCAGAACGAAUGCCAACGCUCGCUCUACCUUUGAUAAAGAAAGUUCAAGGGCUUUUACAGAAGAAGAGUUUCACGAUAUUAUACGCUCAUCGACGCGUAUCAACUUCCUCUACGGCUACAUGUUUGAUGAGGAGAUUGUGAAUGAAGAUCUGGCAAGUGCAUUAUCGCAGCUCCUAAAAACCUCAUGGAGGGUUCAAUCUGAGCCUCUUUGGGUUCCUGCUUCUUGGGUACAGUAAGGAAAUAAUAUCCUAUCCGAAUGCCGAAACAUACUAAAUUAACUUUCGCCUUGGGAACCGUUGAAAGUUUGAAAAACGUACAUUUUCAUGUCACAUUUUGUUAGAUUCCAUUUCUUAUAUGAGAUUUAAUUUAUUUAAAUUAUGACGAAGAUUGCCCGUUAGUAUGGACUUUCAGCUGUUAUUCUAUUAUUCAUAAUAUAUUUGUAUACCAGAAAUGACACCUGAAAAUUAAUUAAUUGAUAUAUUGGCUAAAUUCUCAGUACUCUUGCAAGAAGUAAAUCCAGGAGAUUUUCGUUGAAAGAGCAGUAGUAAAAUUUAAAAUGUAAUUCGAUUUUAAGGAAUUUUCACAAUUCGUAUGUUGCAUUGAAAUGUCAAUGGACAAAAAGGCAUUUAUAGCACGUAGUAUUAAUUCCAAUAAAUAAUUUAUAAUAGACAAUAUCACAAUAUAAAAUAAUUACUCUAUUAGUUGGUAAGUUGAUUCUUAUAAACAUAUAGCUGCACUAGUCGCAUCUUCCUAUUAUAAAUGCUCAAAUAUAAUCAAGCGUUGAAAUUUGGCAGCCGUGCGUUGGGUCAAUGUGAUUCACAAGUGUUUAUUGGAACCGUAAUAUAAUAAUAUAUGGCCAUACAAUUGAUAUUCCAAAGAAAUUGAUCUCAUUCUAGUCAAUAAAAUUAAGUUUUUAUUAGUAACCAUAAAAUUUUCAUGUGCCUGUUGUUAAACGCUUAGAAAGAUAUCGCUACAUAAUUAUUGUUGUGUAUUUUUGUGUUGUGCUAAUUUUAGUAUUGUUGUCGUUAGAUAACAUAGGAUAAAUUUCAGUUUAAGUAAUGUGAAAAGCAAAGUUGCAAUACUGAAUAUAGCAAGCGUAGGUAGAUCUUAUGAUUUAUUCUAAAUUUUAAAGUAUUAGUCGUUAAAGUGUCCUAGAGCAGACUUAUAUCGAUCAUUUUGACGUUAGUGGUCCCUAUUGACAGUAGAAGUUAAUAAAAAUAAAUUUAUAAAUAUAUAAUUCUUUCAUAGAAUAGUAUAUUCAAACAUAGGUGGCUCAUUUAAAAAUAAAAAUAUGUCUCUGGCAUUAUACAAUAUACAUUCCAAUUCAUAAUAAAUGUGAAUUGUAUUCAAUAACUUAAAAUUUGCCUGGCUAUCUAUGAAAAAUAUAUUUACUUAAUGUUUCGUGAUUACGCUCGUAUUGUGCUUAAAAAUCGUGUAUUCAAUCCUUUGUCUAUAGUAUUGGUUAUUGUUAUUGUGUACAUUUUUUAGCAAAAGCAUUUUUACAUUAGAUGUCUGCAUUUGUUCUAUAUCUAUUUAAAAUAUCCAGUGUUCCAUAGAUACGUGAUUGUGAUGAAUCUCCUGCAAUUUAGAUAUACAUGAAAAAUAGUUUUUAUUAACACGUUUUUAAUACGUCUAUAAUAUUAUAUUAGUGUAGGUUAAUAUAGAAGACAAUAUGAAUAGGCAGUUAUAAAGUUCCAGCAAUUGUUUGUAACCCAGAGUUGCCUUUAGAUUUAUUAGUAUUAGGAAAUUGUAUUAUAUUGGCAAUAAAUUACACCAAUUAUGUCAUAUAAGAAUUGUUGCGGGGGGUAUUAAAAAUAAUUUAUUUCUUGCAGUAAAUUAAUACUAAAUAUAAUAAGACUUGUAUCUCAGAGAGAAAUUUGAAUGCAAUAAUAUUGAUAUAAUUUGUUCAGUUAUUAGUUUUCUAAAGGAAAAAUUUGUCAUCUAUAUAGCAUUGAUUGUAGUUGUUGGGCGAAGCUAUCUAUUCACGAUCCUAUGUAAUUUGAAUUUGCUAUAUUAUAUGGUAAAGAUUUUGCCAUUUUCACCCAUAAAAUUAAAAAUAUAUAUGUUAUCUUAAAAUGAAAAUGGGGGUCUAAUCAAAAUAAUUAAAUCCUGGUUGAAACUGUACAAUUAUUAAGGCAUACAAAGAGGAUGGAGUUAGGUUAAAUUUGAAAUAGAAUGAGUAGGCGUUUUAGUAAAAUAAUUGCGACGGCUACAAAAUAAUUAGUAAUUAAAUUCAUAAUUCGUUAGUUGCAUGAUAUAGGCAUGUCUAAGAUUUUUUUUGGAAUUAUAUUUAUAUAUUACAUUGUUUAACUAUAGCAAGUUAAUAACUUUGCACCAUUUGGGAGAUUUCAGACUUUUAACCAACGCUGCAUUUCACCUAAUCUCGCUUAGAAAUAUAAUAUUAUAUAAUAUAUUAUAGAGCAAACUUAUCGUGAAUUACCUGUUUAAGUUAUCAUGUCACUAUCAUCUGUCUUUGUCGCACUGAACAGUUUCAUUAAAGUCCUAAGUUCCCAUAAUUGAGGUGUUUGUGGUUGUAAUUCGUGGCCUUCCAUUUCUGCACAUGUUUUGAAGUUUACUUCCAUUGAUUAUGGUCUAGUUUUUCUUUUGGAAAGCAUAAUCGGAGGCCAUUGGUGAGAUGCUUGCAAAAAUGCCUUCUAAGUUCAUUAGCGAUAUUAACUAGGGGAAUUUUUUGUCAGUCCUUCAAACAUUCUUGCGAAGGGAGGGCGACAUGAUGGCUUACUCGUCGAAAAAAGAUCAUUUGCUCUCUCUUUGGAGUCUUACUACACGCUCGAUCACUCAAUGGCCUUACCAUCUACUUUUCCGUAUUGGAUUCGAACACCAGUGUGCAAAAGGUCUUAUUCGCCAUUCACCCCAUUUAAAAAAAAAAGUCGAACGCUAGACACUUAUCGCAACCACUUUUGUAUUUUCUAAGCAAUCAAUUAUAUCAUCAAUAGCCAGCUUUUGCUGUAGCUGAACAUGUCUUUCAAUAUUUUUUGGUACGAGUUUAUUGUAUAAAUAACAUAAAGUAAGUGGGAGAACUAGUCCAGGUUCGAACGGGGAAGUACCACCUCCACAUCUGCAUUGUACAGUUAUAGGUAAAAGACAAAACCUCUUUGCAUCUUACGUGACACUCAGCCAAAUGGAUUUGGGCUGUAUGUAAACAAAUCCGUUUGGUGUUAGUGGGUCAUUCUCAAAGUGACUUUGUCUCAUAUCUCAGGUGUGGGAGCCGCAAAACAUAUGGACAUUUGAGGUGACCAUCUCAGCCCUCAAAUCAUCUAUAACCAACAAAGACACAAAGCGACCUAUUGACCAGUUUUAGGUGGAAAUUAAGCAUAUUACAUUUAGUGCAAAUAAAUUCGAAAACCCUGUAUUGUGACCCAUAUUAUACUUUGAUCAUCCUAAUUUAAUAUCUUACAAACAAACGUUAUGUUUGUAAUGGUGAAUCUAGAAAUUUGAUGUCGGUAAAACCUCGUGUUACUUAAGAAAGACUAUAAUAGUCUACAUAGUCUUUGUUGGUUAUCGAUAGCACUACACAAUAAUGUAAACAUCGUUCUCGGUUCUGUUUUCAAAGGAUUUGGCAAUUGCAUAGCAGGACUUAAUUUUAAUAGUUGCUUUAUGCCUUCGGUGUAUUAUAGGAUAUCAACUCCAAGCUAAUCUUAUAAUAUAUUGCGAUUGAUUUUAAAGCAACAAUUUUUCUACUACCGAUGUGUUCAUUAUACUCUUAAAUUUUGCUUAUCAUUAUUUGCCGUUUACUUGGCUGUAUGGUUUUGGAAAAGAGCUUUAGAGGAUAUAACGUGUGACGUUAAAUUCUCAAAGUGGAGUUGACACCUGUCACGGGUUUUUGUAAAUAUUGUGCUGCAACUGGGUGUACGGCGCCGGUUGUUAAGAGCUCUUAAUUGCGACGGGCUCGUUAGUACAACGUUCGAGCCUUGUACAAACGAACUCGGGUGUCGAGCCUGGGUCUAAACGUUUUGAGCUUGGUACGACGAACGCAUAACUUAGACUUGUUGCAGUUCCGAUGUUACCGUGUAAAUACAGAGUCGGCACUACAGUUUAAAGUCUAAGUUUUUAAUUUUUAUUUACUACAUUGCGGACACACCGUGCCUUUGCUACAAAGACGUUGAAUCUCAUUUCGAUUGAGAACUUGUUACGUAUAUUGUGUAAGCAACAAAUAAACACGCAAUUUGUGUGUUAGUUUAGGCUUCAUAUCUUCUUAGUAGGUGAUCUUAAAAUGUAUUUAUAUGUAUAUAACCUGUAUAAAUGUAAAUAUUUUGUAGUCGUCGUUAAAAGUUACCUAGGAUAAAUUGUGGACGUUAUAUUACCGAAGACAAUUUAAAUUACCGGACAGACAAACAAUGCUUAUACACCACAACAUCUUGGAGUGUACGAAAAACAUCUUUAAAAAAAAAGUGAAGAGUCCAUACUCGUUGGCCUUAUUGUGCCGUGAAAGUAAUGCCAAUGAUUAUGAACUCAUCAUAAGAGACAAUUUUUUCCCCGUAAAUCGUUAGGGGACAUAGUAACCUUUAAUUUUUGUUUUUCUAUAACUAUGCAUAAUUCAUUUGACUAUAAUCAUGUUUUCUACCUAUUCUCCAAUAAAUCAAUAGGGCCUUUUUAAUCUCUAGAACUAGUUUUCUUAUUCGCAUAGCGUUUCACUUCUGUUAGUCACACUUCCUACUCACUUCAUUUAUUAUUUCGUCCCCUGCGUCGGGAAUUUAUUAAAUGGAGAUACUAACACGCAGAUCAAUAGGUUAGUGGUUGAACUAUUGUUCUGAGUGUACUUAUAAAGUUAGUUACAAUAUUUAGUUUCUCACGUUGUAACUAAUUUUGUAAUAUAGCCUGAUCUUGACUUAACAAUGCUCGGAUACCUAAAAUUUAUGAUUUGUAACGUUUGCUUAUAAUUAUUAUACUUUUUUUUAGUAUAUUCGACAGAUUAUUAAUAUUGUAUCGCGUUAUGAAACCCAUAUUAAGUGUCGUAAAUUAAACUGUUUUUUGUUAUAAUGAAAAUUGCAUUCACGUUUUUGACUAUUUUUAAAUGCUGUAAUGUUAUUCACUGUUGGGCCUAAAACACUUUUAAUUACCGUUUUUGCUUUGAUUCAGUAUAUAUUUAAUUGAUGGCGCAUUUUAUAUUUAUCUAUUAAUAUUGUUCUUGAAAAAUAUUUAGUUUUUUAGGAAGCGCUUAAGCAAUGGGGGGGGGGGGGGGGAAUUAUAAUUUAUUGCUAUUUAUCUAGUCUUAUUGUGAUAACAUAUUCUGUUUUAUAUAAUUGUAGGUAUCGGAUUUUAAAUUUCUUCUUUUUUGGUAUUUGUAACACUUAAUUCUAAAUGUCUGACGUAGGCUUCGUUCGAGCUCUGAACUUACGCGAACUAAAUAUCUAAUAAAAACAAGAACUGAAAGAACUUAACCAUAAGCUCAGCGCCCCGAACAAAAUGCUAUGUGUAAAUGUGUACUCGACUUAAAAUAAAAAUAAUAAUAA
Molecule: messenger RNA, 7325 nt
Organism: Pieris rapae (cabbage white)
Lineage: Eukaryota; Metazoa; Arthropoda; Insecta; Lepidoptera; Pieridae
Gene: metro
Product: MAGUK p55 subfamily member 7
Exons: 11
Coding region: 297-2090 (597 amino acids)
Cellular component (GO): cell-cell junction; plasma membrane
Molecular function (GO): protein binding
Source: RefSeq, a predicted model, not a curated record